CAGCCCAGCGAGCCAUGUUUGACACGCAACCUUCAGUCUGCCUCACGGUUACGAAAUAUGCGCUUCCUGUUGCUGUUCAGCCGGCAGGGGAAGCUUCGACUGCAAAAAUGGUUCACGCCACUAACCGAGCGGGAGAAGAAAAAGGUGAUCCGGGACAUGAUGAUGAUGGUGUUGGCUCGUCCGCCGCGCUCCUGCAACUUUCUCCAGUGGAGGGACCUCAAGAUCGUCUACAAGAGGUAUGCUAGCCUGUAUUUCUGUGCCGGUCUGGAGGACCAGGAUAAUGAGUUGCUGACUCUCGAAGUGCUGCAUCGAUAUGUGGAGCUGCUGGAUAAAUACUUUGGCAAUGUCUGUGAGUUGGACAUUAUCUUUAACUUUGAGAAGGCUUACUUCAUUCUGGAUGAAUUCCUGAUGGGUGGAGAAAUUUUAGAAACUUCAAAAGUGGAUGUGGGUGUUUCCAUAGAGGAGGCUGACACACUCCAAGAGACAAUGGAGGAGUAUAUGAGCAAACCUGCCUACUGA
Molecule: messenger RNA, 519 nt
Organism: Myripristis murdjan (pinecone soldierfish)
Lineage: Eukaryota; Metazoa; Chordata; Actinopteri; Holocentriformes; Holocentridae
Gene: ap1s3a
Product: adaptor related protein complex 1 subunit sigma 3a
Exons: 5
Coding region: 58-519 (153 amino acids)
Biological process (GO): intracellular protein transport; vesicle-mediated transport
Cellular component (GO): AP-1 adaptor complex; membrane coat
Molecular function (GO): clathrin-cargo adaptor activity
Source: RefSeq, a predicted model, not a curated record